Culex pipiens pallens (northern house mosquito) is the source of this 786-nucleotide messenger RNA. RefSeq lists its product as uncharacterized. NCBI's taxonomy places the organism in Eukaryota, Metazoa, Arthropoda, Insecta, Diptera, Culicidae. The record is from RefSeq and is a predicted model, not a curated record. The transcript is spliced from 2 exons. Bases 133 to 747 code for a protein of 204 amino acids.
CGCGACACGCUAUGUACGCGGCCAUUCUUCGCGCCAAGAUUUCCGUCGGCAUGGGCAAACCCUGAAAAACAUCAAGUUAGCACUGAAUUUUGAUUCGAUCAAGUCGGUGCCUGAAAUGUCAAAAACUUCAAAAUGACCAGCCUCAUUGAACCCGCCGCCGUUCCCGGCAUAACGGAAACUUCCUCGGCGGAAUCGAUCGUACGCCUGGUGCAGCUUCACCGACAAGCCCUGCGCGGCGCAUCCCGAAAGUUUCUUCGCGACAACGACGAGUUCAGUGUGAAACUGCAGCAACAAAACACCGAAUCGAUUGCGAGCGAUUCCUCCGGCAGUCGCAUCUCGUUUGUUCCGAACCGAAUCUACACCAUCGACGAGGUCACCGAGGACUCGGCCCUUUCCGUCGGCGCGGAGGGAGUGAAACUAAGCGUGGAGAUGCGCGAAAGGAUAGAUCGGCUGAAGCAGCGUUCCGCCGCGGCACGGAACGCCAAACGGCCGGAGAGUCGGCGGGGAUCGGGUUCGAGACCUCUUUCUUCAGAAAUCACUGACCGAAUCAUCUUUCACGAGAACAUUGUUCAAAAGUUCGAGAUGAUUGACCGUUUUCUGAAAGAUCAAACCGAAGCAAAGCAGGACGCAAGCAGCGGGGUGGAAAGUGCUUCCUCGACAACACGCAGAUACGCGCGAUCGCGGUCAACGCCGGAAAAGAACCGCGUAAUCCGUAGUCUGUGUUGUAGUUGCAUUUCUGGCCAAUAAACUUACCAAAAUGUCCUCCUUGAGCGGGGAGUUAAUGGG